Messenger RNA from Recurvomyces mirabilis, 1662 nucleotides. RefSeq lists its product as uncharacterized. NCBI's taxonomy places the organism in Eukaryota, Fungi, Ascomycota, Dothideomycetes, Mycosphaerellales, Teratosphaeriaceae. Bases 1 to 1662 code for a protein of 553 amino acids. The record is from RefSeq and is a predicted model, not a curated record. The transcript has 3 exons.
AUGGGCUGUGUGAAAAGCAGACAUAGCAGGGACGGAGACGAUAUCAACAGCUUGGACACAGAGAUAGACGCACAAAUAGCCGCCGACAUAGACGCAGACGCAGACAUAGUCGCACCCAUAUUUCCACACCCAACCGACAGCAACCUCCAAUCUAUCGACAACGUCUCGCCCAAGUGCAUGGAUCCAUCACACGAAAUUGUCAAGAUAGACGGGAGCAUGGACGACAGAACCCUCCAGUCCGUCGAGAAUACCUCGCCCAAGAACAAGAAGGCCACCAUCGCCGCCGCCGCUAUGGCCAUCGACUCAGACCAGAAGAAAUCAACUUCAGGUGGCGAAGUAAAGACCGACGGUGCAACGUCCAACAAGCCGUCCCGGAAGAAGUCCGCUUCGGAUGGCGAAGGAGAGACCAAAGACGCAACCGCUAGCAAACCAGAACCUAGCGAGAUUCCGGGUGGCGUAGUGAACACCAAGACCACGAGCGACGACCAAGCCGCCAAAGAUCGCAUAGACAGUAAAGCCCAGGACCAGGACAAUAAGGACCGCAUGGAGAUCGAUGACCCAGCUCCCAGCGUUCUCAAGUCUGACCUCGCGAAGGAAUUGGAGGCAGAAACCGCAGAGACCUCCAACACCACGGCAGAUACAAGCAACCAGACAGCCAACGAGGAAGGCACCAGCGAUGAAGCCUCCCGCCACUCACCACCCUCAUCUCCUCCAUCCACCCUCAAAACAAAGCUCCUCCACCUCCCCUUCCGCGCCCUCACCCACCCAACCUGGAUCCUCCGAAACCAGCGUCGCAAACGCCACCGCCACCAAACAACCGAAACGCUUCCCCCAACAACAACAACAACAAAAGCCACCCAGUCCCCACCCCAGUCUCCCCUCCCCCGCCUCGAGGACAAAACAAUCUUCUCAAUAACCGACCCACCCCUCGACCCAACGGAUCCCCUAAGCCCUCGCAUCGACCACUGCAUGACUCGUAACCCCCCAGAAGAAUUCAGCGUCCUCGCCCCUCGACCGGCGGCAAAAGACGGAGGGCUGAAAGAUGGAUUGGGGUGGUUACCGUUGAGAUUAUGUCCGUACGGGUGUAAUGCUUUUCCCUACGCGCGGGAAUUCGAGACGGUGGUGGAUGCGCCGCUUUGGGUCGACAGCGGGAAGAAUGAGUGGGAGGUGACUGUGAGGGGGUUUUUGGGGAACUGGGGGGUGGAGUACGAGGGGGUGGGGGAUAUUUACUACCACACCCACGCCCCCUCCCGCACCCGCGACUGCGACACCCUCGCCUUCGCCCUCGAGAUCCCCAUCCCUCCCAAAAAGCAAGAACAACAGGAAGAGGAGAAUUUCAUCUGGCUGCACCUCAAACCCCGGGACCAAGCCGUGCUACUCCUGACCAGAUGCCUCUUCCACUGGAAAGAUAAUAAGAUAGAUUUCAGCGGUGACGGGGAGAGAUUCGAGCCCGUGUUGACGGUGCUGGAUGUGAGUAAAGGGACAUCGUAUGCGGUGCAGUGGGCUGUGAUGAAGGUGGUGGGGAGGAGUGGGUUGGAAUGGUCAGAUGUCGUGGACGUGAAAUACCACCUCCUAGACCAAGACUGCGAUACCACCUUGAGUCUAGCGGACAAGGACCCGGUACUCCGACCUUUUCACGGUGAGUUGCAGCGGCAGAGCUAG